UUUUGUAAUAAAACCUCCGGUGUAAUAAGCCUGUCGAUCGGGAUUUUUGGCGAUAACUGUCGGAUCAGCGAUUAUACGCACACUGUCCUGAUAUGCGACGGCUCUUCUCACAUCGCAUUCAAUCCGCCGCGGUCUCUUCCCGACCAAAUUAUCGUUAUAAUUAUUAUUGAUUUUCAUCGAAAUAACAUUUAUCGAUGGUGUCGUUUUCUCGUGGCGUUCAUACGGUGUGUACAUUUAAAAUCAUGUAUAGAACACAUUGUUAGUACCUGCCGGUAACCAUAAUUGUACCAACGGAAUAAGAACGAUAUAAUAAUAUUAUACAGGUAUAGUUAGGUAUUAAUACAAUAACGUUGCGCGACAUUUUCGAGAUAUUUCCGUCGUCGAUCGCGAGUAUUGCGCAGCUCUCUGUCGACCGGACGGACGGGCUCGUCAUCAUCAUCGCCUACACUGCCUGCAAAAGUAUAAAUUAUUAUUAUUAUUAUAUACGGUGACGACACCAGUUCCUGACAGCGCACCAAAAGAUUUGUGACCUGAGUCUCGUCGACUUAGCGGGAGCGACCGGUGUACAAAGGUACGUGCGCUGCAGAUCGCGACGGCGUUAAACCAUUGCGCCAUGGUGGAAGUACAGUCGCAGACCACGAGCCCCAAGCCCGUGGUCAUCAAAAGAUCCACAGAAAUGCCGAUGGCUGCCGGGUCACCGACGGCAUCGGAGAUGAAGCGUCGCCGGCGCCGACACUCGCGUCUCAUGUCUAACGCCUCGUCGGUGGUGUCGGCCGCAGCCGCCGGCAUCCCGGCUUCCGAAAAGCACAAGAUAUCGAACAGCGAAGCACUGAUGCACAUGGUAAAGGCUACUAUCGGAGGAGGGUUCCUGGCCAUGCCCGAGGCCUUUCAUAACAUUGGCAUAGUGAUGGGCGUCGUGGGCACGGCAAUACUGGGCUUUUCCGUGUUGAACAUGAUGGCAUGCAUAGUCAGAUGCUCGCAGACAUUGCGGUCCGGUAAAUAUGUCGACAUCAUCUUGGCUGAACAGAACGGCAAUAACACUGUGGCCAAAAGAGAAGAUGAUGAAAACGUCGAUAGAAAACACCAGCAAGAAAACAACGAAUUGCUACUACCUCCAAUGGACUAUCCGGAUACCGUAGCCGCCGUAUUUAAGUAUCGCGCCCGUGGCCGGUUCGCUUGGCUCGCGCCAUUUGCCAGAAACUUUACUAGUACCGCGCUGGUGGCUACCUAUUAUGGGGUGAAUAUUAUCUACGUGUGCAUUGUGGCCGGUACGUGUAAGCAGCUCAUCGAUCAGCACACCGCCAAUGCAGCUGAGGACUCGUGGAGCUAUUUGGUUCACGGACUGUCUAUCCGUUGGUAUCCGAUCUUAGCUGCGGUACUUAUCGUCCCCGUGGGUAUGGUCCGUUUGAUCAAAUAUCUGGUUCCGUUCUCAGUGGCCGCCAACGCCUGCAUGCUGGCCGGGACUGUGGCCGUGUUCUACUUUAUUUUCUUUGGUGACGAUAGACAAAACUCACUAGCUCCCGAGGAACAAGCCAAGCUAAUUGUUUGGCCGGCUACCCGGUGGUCGUUGUUCACCGGCAGUGCCCUGUGCUCGUUGGAAGGCGUUGGAAUGCUGCUGCAUAUCGAGAAUGCGAUGAGCAGGCCACUGGAACUUGCCGGACCGCCCGCGUAUACGCUGCACCGGGCCAUGGUGGUCAUAGUCACGAUGAACAGCGCGCUGGGGCUGUUCGGCUACAUGCGGUACGGCGACCGGUGCGCGGGCAGCGUAUCGCUUAACCUGCCACAGGAUAACCGUCUGUCGGAAGUUAUCAAAAUCAUGAUCGCCUUGGGUAUCCUGUUAACGUACGGACUCCAGCUGACCGUCACCACAGAUCUGGCGUGGCAAGGACUUCGUAGCAAGCUCGUUGGGUUUAAGGGUGGAGAUGCUGACAGCGGGGAUGACGAGGAAUCUUCACCAAGGCUAACAACGUACUAUUACUGCAUGAGGUUCAUCCUAAUAUUCGGCACCAUAAUGGUGGCCGUGGCCGUGCCGGACAUCGGACCGCUCGUAUCGCUCGUGGGUUCCGUCGGGUUCUCGUUGCUGGGCCUGGUCGUGCCCGUGGCCAUGGAAACCGUUUGGUACUGGUCCGACGAAGACGACGGCUGUGACGGUGGAACGGCCACAACAGCGGCCAGAUGUGAACCGCCGGCCCGCGGCAACCUCUGUCGCCGAAUCGUGCGGCAUGUCAAAAAUGUGGUACUGCUUGUGUUCGCUUCGUUGGCGUUGGUCGGCGGCGCAUUUUACAACAUCCGUGACAUCGUGGCCAGAGCCUCCGGAGACUUAGCGGCGCCUCCCGUCUGACGGAGGAUCGUCUUCCGCGCGGACGAUUUAAUAUUGUAUUUUAUUUUAUUUUUUUUUUUUUUUGACUUGGUUUUGUGUAUAAAUAAACGCGAUAACGUUAAAUAAUUGACGUAACCACAGAUAUACAGAUAUAAUUGCUAACACAAUAAAACGGUUGAACUACAAUGCCGUCAUAUUGUAUAGGUAUUACGUGCAAAGAGUAAGAGACAAUGGGUAACGCAAAUGUUUUCAGUGAUGAAUUUGAAGUAGGUUCGUUAACGGUUAUUAUUAUCGAUAUGGAAUAUUAUAAUCCGGCUUUACGCCGAUAAUAAUCUCGAAAGGAUUUGCUUACCGAAUUUUCCUCUUUACACGUUUUACCGAUAACAGGAAUAACAGUACUGUCUAGUAUUAGUAUACAAUUAUUGUAUAAAUCUGUUUACAUAAAAAUAUAAUACUAUAUAAUUAAA
Molecule: messenger RNA, 2787 nt
Organism: Rhopalosiphum maidis (corn leaf aphid)
Lineage: Eukaryota; Metazoa; Arthropoda; Insecta; Hemiptera; Aphididae
Product: proton-coupled amino acid transporter-like protein CG1139
Exons: 8
Coding region: 614-2341 (575 amino acids)
Biological process (GO): amino acid transmembrane transport
Cellular component (GO): vacuolar membrane
Molecular function (GO): amino acid transmembrane transporter activity
Source: RefSeq, a predicted model, not a curated record